AUGAAUGUGCAUAAAAAUCAGAAAAAAGACCACCCACAACCUCUACAAACUAUUCUCCAUAGAAUAGGACCGUUCGUAUUCAUUCUCGCGCACUCCUCCUGCGCGAAAAGCGCGCGAAUCGAAAGUAGAGAGGAUUCUAAGACACUUACCGUCGCCGAAAUCGGGAAAAAUGGUGUUUUUUUUGUAAUGCAAAAUAUCAAAAUAUUCAUUAUUCAUUGGAAGUAUUGCAGGGGUCCAGUAGACUUUCAAAAAGAAUCCGUUCUACUACUGGAAUCGAUUCUUGGCCUUUUGGGUAACACACAGUAUGAAUAUGCUGUAGCUUUCAAAAACCUGAAGUUCUUUCAAGCUCAAUCUACUCUUAUUCGAUGCACUUUCAAGGAAGCCGUGAACUUUUUUGACAAGGAGUACUUCGAUUUCAAGGCCAUAUUUGAAAAGAGGAGCUUUACUUGCUGGUCACGACUACGCAUUGAGUAA
Molecule: messenger RNA, 474 nt
Organism: Bathycoccus prasinos
Lineage: Eukaryota; Viridiplantae; Chlorophyta; Mamiellophyceae; Mamiellales; Bathycoccaceae
Exons: 1
Coding region: 1-474 (157 amino acids)
Source: RefSeq, a predicted model, not a curated record